AAAUAAUAAAAACAAACAAAAUGCUAAGCUUUCUACAGACCAAUCCUUUCACAGCACGGAAAAAUGGCUGAAGCUGUGAUGAGCUUCACGAUUAUCAAACCAAGAAUUCAUAACCCCUCUCUUCAUUGUCCAUCAAAACUUCCUAAACCACUCGGGCAAUGCUUAAAUUCUGCCUUUAGCCCUUGCAGUAGUUACCAGAUUGAAGGUGGGGGGAAGAGCAGAAGGGGUUGUAGAACAAGAGUGAAUGCAUUCCCAGGUUUGCAAUUGAUGGCAGUAAUGGUUGAACACUUGGAUGGCCAAAGGGACCUCGUCACUCACAAGUCUGUUUGGCAUCUAAGUGAUGCAGCCAUAAAAAAUGUUUACUCAUUUUACAUCAUGUUCACUAUUUGGGGAUGCUGCUUCUUUGGUUCUACUAAAGAUCCCUACUAUGAUUCAGAGCAGUAUAGAGGAGAUGGUGGGGAUGGUACUGGACAUUGGAUCUAUGAUAAGCAAGAAGACAUUGAAGAAAGAUCUCGGGCGGAGCUAUGGCGUGAGGAGCUGAUAGAGGAGAUAGAGCAGAAGGUUGAAGGGCUACGAGAGCUAGAAGAGGCUAAGGAAGAAGAGCUUGUCAAAUGAUCAUUUGUUUGACAUUAUAUUGUAAUUUUAAUUUCCAGAAACAUGUAUAUGAUGAUGCUACAAUCUUCUGUCCUCUCAUUUACCUAUAUUUCCACAAACAUAUACUGAAAUGCAAAUGCAAUACACCACAGGAAAACAACCAGAGUCCAG
Molecule: messenger RNA, 765 nt
Organism: Ipomoea nil (Japanese morning glory)
Lineage: Eukaryota; Viridiplantae; Streptophyta; Magnoliopsida; Solanales; Convolvulaceae
Product: photosynthetic NDH subunit of subcomplex B 4, chloroplastic
Exons: 6
Coding region: 64-615 (183 amino acids)
Biological process (GO): photosynthetic electron transport in photosystem I
Cellular component (GO): NAD(P)H dehydrogenase complex (plastoquinone); chloroplast thylakoid membrane
Source: RefSeq, a predicted model, not a curated record